Pangasianodon hypophthalmus (striped catfish) is the source of this 919-nucleotide messenger RNA. Its product is annotated as interferon-induced protein 44-like. NCBI's taxonomy places the organism in Eukaryota, Metazoa, Chordata, Actinopteri, Siluriformes, Pangasiidae. Bases 1 to 900 code for a protein of 299 amino acids. The record is from RefSeq and is a predicted model, not a curated record. The transcript is spliced from 6 exons.
AUGGGAAAGCCUGAAUCCAAACCUGCUUCUACAGGUGAGUUUAGUAAGCAGCAGGACAAACACAUCUUAGUCCUGAACAAAGACAAUUUAGAAGAGAAACUGAGGAACAUUGAGCUCAGAAUAUCUGAUAAGUAUGUCAGGAUUUUGGUUGUUGGUGAAGUCGGAGCAGGAAAGUCUAGCUUUAUAAACUCGGUCAACAAUGUCUUUCAAGGACGAAUCACCUGUGAUGCUCUUGUUGAUGCAACAUCUGGAACCAGUUUCACAAAAGUUUACAAAACCCAUUAUAUCAAGGGGAAGGACGGCUCCUGUUUGCCUUUUGUCUUCAAUGAUAUCAUGGGACUUGAACCUGAAGAGAGCCGGGGCGCACAUGUACAGGACAUUAUCUCAGCCUUAAAGGGGUCUCUUGAGGAAGGACACAAAUUUAAUCCAGCUAAUCCUGUGUCUGAGAAUGACUACAAAAGCAAUCCCAGCGUUGAUCAAACCUCCUGCCUGGUCAAUGUUCUAGCAGCAGACAAAGUGUCACUCAUGGACCAAAGGGUUAUUCAAAAGAUGAAACUGAUCCGUGAGGAGGCUUCAAUAAUGAAUUUGCCUCAAGUAAUCAUCAUGACCAAAGUGGAUAAAGCCUGCCCACUGGUUGGAGAAGACAUAAGAAAGGUCUACACCAGCAAGAAAAUUAAAGAUAAGAUGCAAGAGUGUAGUAAUCGGCUGGGUAUUCCAAUGAGCAACAUCUUCCCUGUGAAGAACUACCACGAGGAGAUAGACACGGACGAUGACAUGGAUGUUCUGAUCCUCAAGGCGCUUGAUCAGAUUGUGAAUCUCGGCAAUGACGCUCUAAUAAACGAAACCUCUCAGUUGGAUGAAGAGGCGAAGCCUUGUUGCUUCAUAAAAAACAGCCCAUAAUUGAAUCUGUAGUAGACAU